Messenger RNA from Pediculus humanus corporis (human body louse), 837 nucleotides. RefSeq lists its product as uncharacterized. The record is from RefSeq and is a predicted model, not a curated record. Lineage: Eukaryota; Metazoa; Arthropoda; Insecta; Psocodea; Pediculidae. Gene Ontology annotation, molecular function: ubiquitin protein ligase activity. Gene Ontology annotation, biological process: protein ubiquitination. The transcript is spliced from 4 exons. Gene Ontology annotation, cellular component: endoplasmic reticulum; membrane. The coding region runs from base 1 to 837 and encodes 278 amino acids.
AUGGUAACAUGUUUGACAUUUCCUAUUAUUAUCGGAUGCAAGAUUUAUAAUUGGUAUUAUCCAAAUUGGAAUAAUCAUCCAAUUGUAAAAACGCUUAAAAAAUUCACAAACAGAGAUGGUGACUUGAAUAGAAUUGUCUAUGAUAUUAAUAGCGAAUACAAAAGUGUAAAUAAAAUAAUUAUAAAAAUCAAUGCCUUGACUAAAAUAAUAGCUACAGAUAAUUGGAUAGUUAAAGUUUCUCCUUAUAAUUUAAAUUUAGCUCAUCAAAGUGAUGCUUCAUUGAGCGUAAGUGCUUGCGAUUCACAUUUGUAUGUGCCUAACAGACCUGAAGGUAGUCAAUGUCUCACAAUUGAUGUGAAAAGCACCAGGCCAAAUGUUGAAUCUUUUCAAAUAAGAAUUAACUCAUCUGAUUUUAAAGAUCUUCAAGAAAAAAUGAUAAGGCCCAUACAUAUAUUAACAAAUGUUGUAUUGCUUGAAAAUUUGACGGAUAGCUUUUUAACUGUGUUCAAAGAACAAAUCAAACAAAAUCCAACAGUUUUAGCACCAGAGAACCUUGAUGUUUGCAUUGGUUGCCUAUUGACAGAGCCAAAUGUUAAAUUAAUGACAUCUUGCGGAGAUACAUCGAGUGUAAAUAAGUGCACCAUGUGCUACUGCAAGCCUCUAUGGUGCGAAGAUUGUUUAGGAAAAUGGUUUGCAUCUAGGCAAGAUCAAGAUAAACCAGAAAAUUGGCUGUCUUCGAAAUGUACUUGUCCUAUGUGCAGGAGUACAUUUUGUUUGUUAGAUGUUUGCUUGUUAGUGCCUAGAUCGGAAACAACUCAAGAACAAACGAGAAAUUGA